AUGCAUUAUCUGGCAUCGGUGAACGGCCCUCUGGUGAUGUGUGGCACUGGCGAGACUGAGGGGUCAGCCCAGCUGGAGCUCGUGAGAAGGGGCGUGGCUCUCUUCCUCACCUACAAGCUCACCACCCAGGCCGGCACCCGCCCCUCCUCCAAGCCCCACCUCCUCACCGCCAACCCCUGCCCCUCCUCCUCCUCCUCCUCCUCCUCCACCACCACUGCCACCGCCGCCUCUCUCGCCCUCGACCCGGCUCUCUCGUCUCAGCUCGGCUCCUCGCUCACAGCCAAUCCCCUCAACGCCACUGCGGGCGCCACUGCUGGAGCCUCAUCCAGCCUUCUCAACACCUCCACGGGUGUUGGUGCUGCCGUGGGGGCGUCUCUUCCCAACGGAAUGCUGGAUGCAGCAGGCAGCGUCUCUGCCUCCACAGUGCUUCUCAACACGUCAGCUGGCAUUGGCGCCACAGUGGGGGCGUCUCUUCCCAACGGAACGGUGGACGCAGCAGGAGGUGUCCUAGCGUCUACUGGCCUCAUGGGCACAUCCGUGGGUGUUGGCGCUACCGUGGGGGCGUCUCUUCCCAACGGAAUGGGGAACACAGCAGGAGGUGUCUCGGCGUCCACCGCGCUGCUCAACACAUCUGCAGGGGUGGGCGCUGGUGCUGCAGUCUCCCUCCCCAACAGCUCUGUCGCUGCAGCGGGUGAUCUCUCUGCUUCCACCGCCCUCCUCAACACAUCCACCGGGGUAGGAGCCACGGCCAGGGUCUCCCUUCCCAACGGCACUGUCGGUGCAACGGGCGACGUUGCUGUGUCCACGGGGCUGCUCAACACGUCUGCUGGUGUUGGCGCCAGCAUUGGCGCUUCCCUUCCCACCGGCUCUGCCUCAGCAGCAGGAGGCCUCACUGCCUCCUCCAGUCUCCUCAACACGUCAGCCGGCGUGGGAGCAGGAGUGGGCAUGUCUCUCCCCAAUGGCUCCCUCUCGGCCUCUGCCUCCCUUGGUGCCUCCUCCCCUCUCCUCAACACUUCAGCUGGCGCUGGCGCUGCUGUCAACGCAGGCUCGGGCGGCGUCAACGCCAACCUCGGAGCCUCGGCAAACCUCGGCGGCUCGGUCUCCGGCCUCAUCUCCGGCGUGGGUGGGGCCGUGGGGAACCUCGUAGGCUCGGUGGGGAACCUGGCAGGCUCGGUGGUAGGCUCGGUGGGCAACAUGGGAGCCUCGGUUGGGGUUUCUCGCUCCCCGAUUGCGGUGCUGAAUGGUGGGUGGGUGGCUACCAGUGGUGGCGCCUACGCCAUGGUCGGGCAGACUCGAGUGUCGGCAGCGCUGGCAUCAACCCUCGUGACCCGCAUGUCCACCAACCUGCCCCUCUUCCUCUCCGUGCACGUGGGAGCGCAGGGCAGCCUUGUAGCCAGGAUGGAGUAG
Molecule: messenger RNA, 1407 nt
Organism: Closterium sp. NIES-65
Lineage: Eukaryota; Viridiplantae; Streptophyta; Zygnematophyceae; Desmidiales; Closteriaceae
Source: the annotation of a GenBank genome assembly